AUGUCUACUAUUCUGCAAGACCAUCCAGUAGAUGAGGGAAAGGUCAAGCACAUGAGUCCAAUCCAAAGAUCAUCAUUCACUAGACCUGACCCUCAAAUCUUCAUUAUAUGGGUACCCUGGUGUAAUGAGACAACAAUUGCUGAACACUACACGAAGUUAGCGGGUUUCGUCGGGUUACAUCGGAUUAGCGUCGGGAAUGUAACGAAUGUCGGGGAUAGUGGGUUACUAGGUAGAAAGGUAAAUAACGAUGUGAAAACAGAUAACUGCACACCUAGUGGGGAUAGAUAUGACAGGACAGGACAUAGGGAGGACAAGUGCACGGGAAAAUAUCGGCGUUGGGUUAGCGUUGGGUUAGCGGAUAAACAUCGGAUUGAGUGGCAUGAGCCUGAGUGCUACACUGAAGUAUAUAGUGAGAUGGUCACAUGGGAGCUAGACAAAAGACAAAAGGUGCGACUAUAUGACAUUAGACUUGCAGUAUUUGGAUUGAAACUGAGAUGUUCAAAUACUGGAGCUUGGGCUUUUAAUCUAUCUACUGAUUUAAUUAUUCAAAGUCUCAAAAAAUUGUUCAAGGAGCAGCUUGACAAAUUCCAUCAGACUGGUGCUAGCAUCACUUCACUUAAUGAAAAUGAGGUUGCUAAUCUAUACAAGCAAGUAUUAGUCAAUUUUCUGUGGUAUGAUCUACUGCACCUCUUUCUAUUUUCUAACCCAACAUGUAGCAUCAAAAUAUUCACCUCCCAGCCGCACCUUCUCUCUCUCCUGCAGCACCCUCAAAACUAUCUGCUAACGUACCCCACUGACGGACUCGGCGAGUUAAGUGUAGCUGUAGACGAGGGACGUGACAAAAAGACGGAUUUGGUCGCCAAUUACAAUGAUGGAUGCAGAGUCGACGGAUCUUGGCUACCUGGUAAAAUGCUGGCCAGUAGGACUUCUCUGACAUCUUUGGAUGCGCAACUCCCCAGAUAUUGGUUUAAUUGGGAAGGACUUGACGUUGAAGUCAUGGUCGCGACAAUAGAGGUGGCACUCUCCCCCAGGAACAAUCCUGAACACCUUUACUGCGACCUGAUUGAUAUUAGAUGGACGAUUGAUGAGCUUGGCCAAUACACGUCGCCAAAGGAUCCGGAUGCACAUGGAUGUGCGAGCUUCAACUUCUCAGAAAUCCAAGAGAGAGCAUUUGCUGAGGGAGAGGUGAUAUGUCAAACAUGUACAAAUAAGGUAGACGAGCGUCAAUCGUCCAUGUCAUAG
Suillus plorans is the source of this 1242-nucleotide messenger RNA. RefSeq lists its product as uncharacterized. NCBI's taxonomy places the organism in Eukaryota, Fungi, Basidiomycota, Agaricomycetes, Boletales, Suillaceae. The coding region runs from base 1 to 1242 and encodes 413 amino acids. The record is from RefSeq and is a predicted model, not a curated record. The transcript has 17 exons.